UUAUUUCCACAAUUAUGCCUUUCUUGGUGAUGUUUGUUCAUAACCACUUUUUUUCCUUGAAAAAAUGUUUUAGUGUAUACAUCAAACAUGAGUUCAUGUAAUUAUAUACAGUACACACUUUUUUUCCCUCAUACAACAACUUUUUCUUGUAAGAGAAAAUGUUUGUACUUUUCAUUCUUGGUAAGAUGCCACUUUCCGUCUCUCAAAAUUGAAACUCUUUUCAAGUAAGUGUUGUGAUAGCCGAAUCAUAACUUCAUUCUCUAAAAAUUAAAAGUUUUGGGGGACAAUAUUGUUUUCCGUAUAUAUUUUUGUUCUGCCAUUCAUCAUUCCGCUCUUCCUUAACUAGCCAUAACAACUGAGAAGAAGGAGGCGUGGUUACGCCAAAUUGGGUUGUCUCUCAUUGGCUAACCCCACCAGCCGCCAACUCCCCCAUCACUUUACUGCGGGCCUUCUACCAUUCCGCUCCGCUCUCUCGGACUGCGGUCUUCUUCGGAUUCAUGACAACUUUAUCCGCCGCGAGUGAAAAUGGGAGCGGGGAGCAAGCGACGAGCAGGUGACGCCGCGGAGGAGCCAGUCACACGUCACUACGCCUGAGGCUUCGCUGCCGAGAGGAGAAGCCCCGUCGUGGCUAACUUUGACUCGCCUCACCUGAGCUGGUGUGGUGGUGGUGGUGGCGGCGGAAGGAUCUGCCUGCCCUGCGCCUCCCGAAGCCCGUUAGCUCGCUACCUAGCUGCUGGCUAGCGUCUCAUCGCGACGUGGAAAGCUCCGCGACGCCGCCGCCACCGCUUCGUAGGACGACCUGGUUGGAUGGACCCCAGCCACUAGAAGCUUUAGUUGCAUAUAUUUUCGCUAGUUUUUCUUUUUUUCCUCGCUGUUUUCUCUCUUUUUUAAGCGUCCCUACGAGUUAGCCACUAGUGUCACGUUAGCUAACCAGCCUGCCGUGCCCAUCAAGGUGGACGCUGUCACCCACACGACUUGGCUGGGAGUGUCGGGUUCGGGUGGCGGUCCCCUACCCGAUGUCGAAAGCCAUAAACUGCUCCGCGGCGGGGCAGAGAAGACCGGAAAUAAGUAGAUAGGACUACACCUCAGCGAGAGUACCCCCUCCACCCCCCCAACAGUUUCGAGUGAGCGCCAUUGUUGACUGGACUCAUUAAAAAAAAGGAAAAAAAGGAUGAAGAAGUUUUCCAGAAUGCCAAAGUCCGAGAGCGUUGGCGGUGGCCUCGGGGGAGCGUCCUGCUCCGGGCUCAGCAGUUACUUCGGAAAAGUGUUCGCCGUCGGCCGGUAUCAAGUCACUGUGGAGGAGCUCGUAGCUGAAGGAGGUUUUUCUGUGGUAUUCCUGGCUCGUACACACAGCGGUGUUCGCUGCGCCCUUAAGCGGAUGUACGUCAACAACGUGCCCGACCUAAAUGUCCACAAGCGGGAGAUUACCAUCAUGAAGGAGCUGUCAGGCCACAAGAACAUCGUGGGCUACUUGGACUCUGCUGUCAACACCGUGUCGGACAGCGUGUGGGAGGUCCUCAUCCUCAUGGAGUACUGCAAAGCGGGCCAGGUGGUGAAGCAAAUGAACCUGCGUCUGAAUGUGGGCUUCAGCGAGGCCGAGGUCCUCCACAUCUUUUGUGACACGUGUGAGGCUGUGGCACGGCUGCACCAGUGCAAGACUCCCGUCAUCCACCGGGACCUGAAGGUGGAGAACAUCCUGCUAAAUGACCAGGGCAGCUACGUGCUCUGUGACUUUGGCAGCGCCACCCACAAAGUUCUGCAACCGCACAAAGAUGGUGUGACCGCUGUGGAGGACGAGAUAAAGAAAUACACGACUCUCUCGUACCGGGCGCCAGAGAUGAUUAAUGUGUAUGCAGGGAAAGCCAUCACCACUAAGGCUGAUAUAUGGGCAUUGGGAUGCUUGUUGUACAAGCUGUGUUUCUUCGCGCUUCCAUUUGGGGAAAGUCAAGUUGCCAUAUGCGACGGAACUUUUAUCGUUCCUGACAACUCCAAGUUCUCCCUCAAAUUGCAUUGCUUAAUCCGAUAUAUGCUCGAACCAGAUCAGGACAAGAGACCAGAUAUCUACCAAGUGUCCUAUUUUGCCUUUAAGUUUGCAGGAAGAGACUGUCCUGUGCCAAAUAUCUUUAGUUCUCCCAUCCCCACAUCGUUACCCGAACCUCUGACUGCCACCGAGGUAGCUGCUAAGAAGAGUAUGACUAAAGCAAGAAUACGAGACUCUGUGGGCCCAACAGAAACCUCCAUUGCCCCACGACAGAGGCCUAAAGCGGCGAACAGUAAUGUCCUGCCGCUUGCCACCGUCACGCCUGUCAAGAUGACUAUGGUGCCUUCUGGGCCUGUUAGCAAUGGUCAGAAAGCUCCCACACCUGGUUCGGGACAGCCUUCCGUGCAGCCACAGCCUGGCAAUCAGCAGAACAGAGUCCUGCAGCAGCUCCAGCCAGGCGACCUCCGCCUUCAGCAGCUUCACCACCAACAAGCACUGCAGCAGCAACACAUCAACGCACAGCAACUCCAAUACCUCCAGUACCAACAGGCUGUGCAGCAAUCCAUCCAGCUGCAGCAGCAGCAGGCCUUGCUCCAGCAACAGCAGCAGAUGAUGAUGCAGCAGCAACCAAUGUAUCAGCAGAGAGUCGCUCACACAACUCAGGCCAACCAGGCCGCUCAAGCCCAGUAUGCCGCCAUGCUGCAGCAGUACCAACAGGCUUUUGUUCAGCAACAGCAGCAACAACAACAACCCGCAUACAUGUCCUCCCCUGUGGAGUUCCAGGUACCUCUGGGCUCCUACAAUGUGACCACACCCACUGCUGGGACAGCCCACUUGGGGGCGCCCUCGCCCGCAGAGACAUCCUUCUCCAAUCCCAGGACACCCAUGCUGGCCUCAGACAGCAUCACUCCUCCCUCCCAGAGCAUCAGUCACCCCCCCGACAUGUCUCGCUGGAACCCGUUUGGCGAGGACAACUUCUCGAAGUUGACCGAGGAGGAGCUGAUCGACCGAGAGUUUGACAUGCUCAGAGCAAAGAAUCCUGUGGAGAGAACGGCCAGCAUGGAGGGCGACCGACUCCUACUCUCUUCCGCCAAGUCUCUUCCGACCGAGGACUUGUUCGGCUCGGUGCCAUUUGUGGCCAGCACAGGUUCCGACGCGGCGGCGAGUGAUCUGACGACACCUGAAGUCACCGUCCCUGUUCCUGCCUCCCUAGACUAUCAGCCCCCUCUUACAGUACCCAAAGAGCACAAGUCCAUCAGGAGUAGCAACGGCCAUGCAGGGGACGACUCGGACAGCGACUUCGAGUCCGACCCGCCUUCGCCUAAAAGCAGCGAGGAGGAAGAGGAAGAACCAGAAGAGCCUGAUGAGGACGAAGGCCCGAUCAGUGAACAUGGUGACGACACUGAGCCAGAAAAUCUGGGCCAACGACCGCUCUUGAUGGAGUCUGAAGAAGAUGGCGAGGACGAAGACAAGCGUAGCUCUGACUCUGACGACAAGAUGAAGAAUAUUGCAAAGAAAGAAGGUACAGCCAGGCGUCAAGGCCAGUCCUUUCCUGUUCUGGUGGACCCUCAGGAGUCCCCCGCCUCAAUGGACGUCUUUGGUGCCGUUCCCUUCCUUGGCAAAGAGUCCCCUGUUGGAGAUAUCUUUGCCAAAGCACCUUUCCGACAAGUGAGCCUUGAACAGCCACCUGGCGACGAUUUCGAUGUUUUCACCAAAGCGCCGUUCAGCCGGAAUCUCUCCAAGAACGCCAGUGGCCGGACGCCGCCAGUUUCUCCCGAUCUUGUGGAUGUCUUCGGCUUCGGCCCUUUCCAGCCGGGCGUCCCGUUUCCGACCACAUCAAAGAGCGCCGAGGACAUUUUUUUUCCGAUUGCCGAGGACUCGCCACGGCAACAGAGGUUGAAACAGCGGAGCCUCCAGAAGUUGUCAUCGCGCCAGAGGAAAAGCAAGCAGGAAGCCACCGGGACGGGCGGCGGCAAGCGGCACCAUGGCACCCCCACAGCUGGACGGAAAACUGCUAAACCUGCUUUUCGCACCCCGGAGCGAGUCCGUAGACACAAAAAGGUGAACCGGCGCGACUCGCAGAGCAGUAAUGAGUUCCUAAGUGACUCUAAAGAGAACAUCAGUCUUGACAUCACCAUUGCAGAGGGGAAGGACAGUGCCGAUGGUGCCCAACUCCAAAAGGAUGACAUUUUGGACCCCUUCGGAAGCAAACCCUUCCACCCCCAGGACGGAGGACGAAACGGAGGCAACUACCCAGGGGGCCUCCCUGAAAGCAAGAGUGACCUGGGUACCUCCUGGGCAGUGGGUCUUCAUGGGGACUGUAACGCUAAAGACGAUUUCGGGGCAGUGCCUUUUACGGAGGUGGUGGUCCCUGGUGGACCUCAGCAACAGCCAGUGGAACUGGACCCAUUUGGUGCAGCACCGUUUCCAUCCAAGCAGUGACACUCUCUCGUAUGUCUUCCAUUACAACUGGUCGCUGUAGUCUGAGAUUCUUGUUUAGACAUGGAAUUGAUGCUGCCUGACUCUUUAAGAACACAUAAAUCCUGCAGAACCA
Molecule: messenger RNA, 4535 nt
Organism: Syngnathoides biaculeatus (alligator pipefish)
Lineage: Eukaryota; Metazoa; Chordata; Actinopteri; Syngnathiformes; Syngnathidae
Gene: bmp2k
Product: BMP2 inducible kinase
Exons: 16
Coding region: 1172-4423 (1083 amino acids)
Biological process (GO): protein phosphorylation
Molecular function (GO): ATP binding; protein kinase activity
Source: RefSeq, a predicted model, not a curated record